Molecule: messenger RNA, 1283 nt
Organism: Peromyscus eremicus (cactus mouse)
Lineage: Eukaryota; Metazoa; Chordata; Mammalia; Rodentia; Cricetidae
Gene: Lyrm4
Product: LYR motif containing 4
Exons: 4
Coding region: 437-871 (144 amino acids)
Biological process (GO): iron-sulfur cluster assembly
Cellular component (GO): L-cysteine desulfurase complex; mitochondrion
Source: RefSeq, a predicted model, not a curated record
CUUCGUAACCCGGGCAACCGGGCCUGGGCAGGUGUAGGGGGCGUGGUGUCCGAAGACGCCAAGGUCUCGGCCCCGCCCCCGAGCGGUUCGGAAGAGCGCAGGCGGAGGAGACUGCCAGCCGCGGAGUUCGAGCCCGUAGGCGUCCUCCCGAGGAGUGUGCCUGGGGCUGGACGGCCGGGCCUCCUGCCGCUGGACCAGCCUGUGAGGAACGCGGAGCCUCCCGGACGCGGGCGCCUCCCCUUAGCUGCCCGCCGCCCUGCCUGCGCCGCCUCCUCGCGCACGGGACUCUUCCCCAGGCCGCGAGCCAGGCCGAGCCGCUGCUUCUGCUUUCCAGCGUGCUUUUUGCAUCGUUUGACAUUUGGGUGGAGUUAAACCCGGGACCCCCUCGAAGAAGGGCCCGUUGGUUUUUUGUUAUUAUUUUUUGUUUGUUUCCAACAUGGCAGCCUCCAGCCGCGCACAAGUGUUAGAUCUGUACCGGGCGAUGCUGAGAGAGAGCAAGCAUUUCAGCGCCUACAAUUACAGAAUGUAUGCUGUCAGGAGGAUAAGAGAUGCCUUCCGAGAAAAUAAGAAUGUAAAGAAUCCUGUAGAAAUUCAAGCCCUGGUGAAUAAAGCCAAAAGAGACCUUGAAAUAAUCCGUAGACAGGGAACUGAACAAGUGUUCAGAGCAACAUCAUUCUCAACAGUCUAUCAGCAGGUGAAUGGAGAACAGUGGUCUGGCAACACAAUGAAACGUCUGCCUUCAGAGGGAAAAAAUUCUGAUACAAGCUACAAGAUGAGUGAACCUGAAAAUACUAUGCCAAGGGAAAUACAGCAGUCACAAAGAGCACAUACUAUGUGCAUAUUGGCCAACUGUAUUCGACUGACAAGCUGAUCAUUGAGAAUCAAGAGAAGCCCAGGACAUAGGAGCCCAGCACUAGGAAACAGCCUCCAGCAGCAGAAUUGACCACCUUCAGCAUCCAUUCUAUAUGGUGUGGAACCUCCCAUUAUGGGCUGAACAUAGCCUCUUGCUCUGCCUGCCUUGUAGGAGCUGAGAAACUGGGUUACAUUUGCAUUCGGUCACAGCCAUAAUGUGAAGAAAUGGCUAUGCAUUUCAAUGCAGGUGUCAGAAUGAAGAACUGGAGGUCACUCAGAAUAAUGCCAUGUGUUAUUGUGUCUCCUCUCCAUCUCACCCAUCUUACAGAUCACCUAUGUAUAGAGCUUUUGCAGACUUUGUGUCUUAGUCCUUAAAAAUAAACAGAAUUAUCUCCCUACCCUUUUGUACCAAAUAAACCCAUUACAGUGAA